This is a messenger RNA of Megalops cyprinoides (Indo-Pacific tarpon), 411 nucleotides long. RefSeq names its product C-type natriuretic peptide (gene nppcl2). Bases 1 to 411 code for a protein of 136 amino acids. The record is from RefSeq and is a predicted model, not a curated record. Gene Ontology annotation, molecular function: hormone receptor binding; hormone activity. Lineage: Eukaryota; Metazoa; Chordata; Actinopteri; Elopiformes; Megalopidae. Gene Ontology annotation, cellular component: extracellular region. Gene Ontology annotation, biological process: cGMP biosynthetic process; receptor guanylyl cyclase signaling pathway. The transcript has 2 exons.
AUGGCUGCUUCAUCUUCUUCAUCUUUGUCCUCACCCCACUGCUCCUUCCUCCUCUUCCUCUUGCUUGUCGUGGCUGCUCAGGUGGAUUCGAGACCCUCUCAGCGAAAAUCAGACACCCAGAUUCUCAAUGAUCUCUUUGGUGCCCGUAUCAGCUCUCUUCUGCUGGCCCAGGCGGAGGUCAACGAGGGGUCAGCUGAGAACCCCCCUUCUGUUUUGCGGGACGGGCGUGGUCUUCACAAAGAUGUGGGGCUCACACACAGGGAGGCACCUUCUCAUGGCGUGCCCCACCUCUUCCUGGACUUCAUGAGCCGCCAGAGGAAGUUCAGGGGCAGAACCAGGAAGAGCUCAGGAAGGGGCUGUUUUGGGCUGAAGAUGGAUCGCAUUGGAGUCUUGAGUGGAUUGGGUUGCUGA